Messenger RNA from Darwinula stevensoni, 1482 nucleotides. NCBI's taxonomy places the organism in Eukaryota, Metazoa, Arthropoda, Ostracoda, Podocopida, Darwinulidae. The record is from the annotation of a GenBank genome assembly.
AUGAAGUGCAGGAGAGGAAGCGAGAUGCCCGAGUCCUUGCCCCUCCUCGUGGAAAGAGCCGCGAAGAACUUCUAUCGGCGUCGGCUGGUGACGGUCGUCAUCGGCCUGGUGGUGGCAUUCGCCGUCGGGUCCGAGAAUGCCAUCAUCCUCCCGACGGCGUGGAAGUACCUUCAGUCCCUUGGAUCCAGGGAUGAGACGGACUUCGGGAUCCUCAUUUCUGCUUUCAACGUGGGUGGCCUCAUUUCCUCCGUUUUCUUCGGCUGGCUCGUGGACAGACGGAUGGACCUCUGCAAAAGAAUCGUGUUCGUCGGUGCCAUGAUCCAAAUACCUGGGAACGUGAUGUACUUCCUCGGGAUCCACAAGUGGUUCGUCAUAUCCGCCAGAUUCAUCUGCGGACUCGGAAGCGGGAUCAUCGCGGUCAUUCUCGCCGAACUGGCAAGAGCCACGUCCAACGAGGAGCGGACGAAGUACUUGACAUUAGGAUUUGGCUGUCGCCAAUUGGGACUUCUCUUCGGCCCUGCGUACAAUUUUGGCUUGCACGACAUCCAUACCCAUUUUGGCGAUGUUUCCGUGGAUGAAGGUUCCCUGCCUGGAUUGAUCUUCGCCAUUUUUUGGGCCCUCGCUCUGGUCGCCAUCUUCGCCGGAUACGAAAACAUCGGAAAACUCCACCACUCCUUGCAGAUGCUACAAGAAUACGCUAAGGAGUCUGAAAGCAUUAAAUACGGCACGUUCUCGUCCAUUCCAGCGACCUCGGACCGCCACCCGGUCGCCUCGACGGCCGCGAGGGAGCCAGAAGUUCGAGUCCUGCCCUUACCUUCUUCGACGCCAUAUCGAAACAAAUUUCAAAGAGAGAUCCCAUACGAUCGACUGGAUGACGUCGUUCACUCGUCGUUCUUGGAUCUCCUGACCGACACGACCGUCGUCAUUCUUUUCAUGCAGAUCACUUUCUUCUUCGGGCAAUACAUGGUGGAAACGAUCAUUCCCCCAACCAUGCAGGAUUCCUUUGGCCUCGGAAACCAGGAAAAUUCCCUCUUCUAUCUUCUGAUCGGAUGUGAAGCGAUCUUGUCGUUCGUCUUCGUCAUUCUGGUCCGAAAACGACUACUCGACCGGACUGUGAUCAUGAUUGGGAACGUGUUAAUCGUGAUCGGCUUGGUUUCCCUCAUGCUCACGACCUGGGUGCAGACCUCCCACCCCGACUACGCAUUCCCGUUCUUCAUCUCAUCCUGCACCUUCGUCUUCCUCGGAGUCCCCAUGGCCUCCGUCUCCUCCGUGGCCCUGGCCUCCAAGACGGUCGGACCCGAGUCCCAAGGGAAGAUGCAGGCCCUCCGCCGGGUCGCCUCCUCCGUCGGGCUCAUCCUCGGCCCUCUCUGGGCCGGGGCCUUCGUCUUCGACCGCUUCGUGCUCUGUGGGGUCACCAUCAUCAUGUUCCUCAUUCAGAUCUUUUUGUUCGUCCUCUCAUACGCCAGGAUGAUUCCCAAGUGA